AUGCGAGCAGUCGUGUUAGUCUGUCUUUUGGCAGGCCUCGUCUACGCGGAUCUCUUCACUGCCAUUGCUGACUUGCAGGUGAGAAGCACCCUAAAUCAUUUUAAAAGUACCCUUCCCUUUUAGCACAUGCUCGGAUCUGAGAAGGACGUAACGACCUUCAUUGAUCAGUACAUUGCAGCCGAAAGAUCCAGACUGGACGAUCUGAGAAGGUCAGUUCAGAAGGGUGAACUGACAUGAAAUACGGAUUCAGAUACGCUCACGAAUACGUUCACCGAAAUGCUCACGCUGAAGCCGUUGGCCCAGAAUUCGUCACAAACCCCAUCAAUGCGUACCUGCUGAUCAAGAGAUUGACGAGCGAAUGGAAGAACGUGGAGAACAUGAUGCUGAACAACAAAGCGGCCACUUUCCUCCAGAACAUCACGGACAAUCGCGUUCGCAGUCAGGUCAAGUUCCCGGGAGAUGAGGAUCUGAGCGGAGCAGCGACGGCCCUUCUGAGACUGCAGGACACGUACAAACUGGACACGCACGACCUCGCGAACGGAGUGAUCGGAGGGGAAAAGGUCUCGCACAAACUAUCCGGGCACGACACUUUUGAGGUCGGAAGGGCUGCCUACAACCAGAAGGACUAUUAUCACACUCUCAUGUGGAUGCAAGUCGCUCUCAAUAAGGUAACGAUUCUUAGCCACCCACAACAGACAUAGAACAAUCAUUUUCAGAUCGAGAACGAGAACCCGCCAACUGUGGAAGAGGCCGAGAUCCUCGAGUAUCUUGCCUAUUCCCUUUACCAGCAAGGAAACGUCCGUCGCGCGCUCUCUCUGACCAAGAGACUUGCCAAGAUUGCUCCGAACCAUCCGAGAGCGAAGGGAAACGUCAAGUGGUACGAGGACAUGUUGCAAGGAAAGGACAUGGAAGGAGACCUGCCGCCGAUCGUGAACAAGAGAGUCGAGUUUGACGGAAUCGUUGAGAGGGAUGCUUACGAAGCACUCUGUCGUGGAGAGAUUCCCCCAGUCGAGGAGAAAUGGAGGAACAAGCUGAAGUGCUAUCUUAAGGUAUUCGAGAGAAAAUAGAGAGAACUUUUAUAAAACUUCAUUUUCAGAGGGACAAACCAUUCCUGAAACUGGCUCCGAUCAAGGUCGAGAUCCUUCGUUUCGACCCUCUCGCCGUUCUUUUCAAAAAUGUCAUUUCGGAUUCGGAGAUCGAGGUUAUCAAGGAGUUGGCAUCACCAAUGGUACGUACCAGACAACAGACUAAAUUCCAAGAAUCCAUAGAAAAAGUCCGAUAGUCUUUUUAGCUAGAACGUGCCACCGUGAAAGCCGCGGACGGUAGUCUAGUGACCGUAGACUACCGUAUUUCCAAGAGGUGACAUUCCGAUCCGGUUGUUCGUUUGAAGUGUGCCUCUGUUCUAGAAUAAGUUUUCCCUCCUCUUUUUCCCGAGUGAUUCCCUCUCCUCUGUUAUCUGACACGUGUGUUGUUUUAGCUGAAACGAGCGACUGUUCAAAACUCGAAGACUGGCGAACUGGAACAUGCCACGUACCGCAUCUCCAAGAGGUUUGCUUCUUUUCCCUUUGUUGAACGGCUUCUGGGUGUGAAUGGAGUGGUUGCAUUGGACCAUUAACCCUCGGGAACCGGAAUGUUUUCAGUGCUUGGCUGAAGGGAGAUCUGUCCCCUGUGAUUGCGAGAGUCAACCGGAGAAUCGAGGACUUCACCGGACUCAACCAGGCCACUUCCGAAGAACUUCAGGUAUUCCGAGCCUUCCGUACAGAGAUAUCAUUUUGUGAUUGCAGGUAGCAAACUACGGUCUCGGAGGUCACUACGAUCCUCACUUCGACUUUGCCCGGGUAAUCCAAACUUUCCUCGCUUUUCUCUUUUCAGAUUGCAAAUUACGGUCUCGGCGGGCACUACGAGCCUCAUUAUGACAUGUCUCUGGUGGGUAAUCCCUCCGGCGCACGUGGCAUUUUCAGCCCGAAUUUCAGAGAGGCGUGCCCGAACCGUACGGGAAGAACGGAAAUCGAAUAGCCACAGUGUUGUUCUACGUGAGUUUCGGGACACUUUUCAAUUGUGACAAUUUAUAGAAAGAGGAGAAGAAUGCGUUCAAGACACUCAAUACCGGCAACCGAAUCGCGACGGUUUUGUUCUAUGUGAGAAGUUUUUCCGUGUUUUCGAUGCCAUCACGCACUUUUGGGCUAUUGCAUGUGUGAUAAUAUUGCAUGAGUUUGGGUGUGAUGAGUGCCAGAAGCCAUCCCAAAAGUGCGUGAUGCCGUCUUUGUCGAACCAAUUUCUAGGAAUGCGCGUGCACAGAGUGAUUGAGAGAGAGAGAGAAACAGAUAAUAGUUUAUCGGAUUCUAAAGAUAUCACAGUUUGAAGUUACACUUUGCACAGUCCUCCCCUCGCUCCCACCCCAUCCGGUCGUUUUCAGAUGAGCCAGCCGGAACGAGGAGGAGCCACAGUCUUCAAUCACCUCGGAACCGCCGUCUUCCCAUCGAAGAACGAUGCUCUCUUCUGGUACAAUCUCCGAGUUCGUCCCUUUUUCGCUUUCCUCCACCCAAUCCGCUCCCUUUUCAGAGAAAUGGAGACGGUGAUCUGCGCACCCGCCACGCCGCCUGCCCCGUUCUGCUCGGCGUUAAAUGGGUGUCCAACAAAUGGAUCCACGAGAAAGGACAAGAGUUCAAUCGGCCAUGCGGACUGGACGAGGAGGUCCAGGAGAACUUUGUCGGAGACUUGGCCCCGUACGCCAACGACCCAUAG
Molecule: messenger RNA, 2745 nt
Organism: Caenorhabditis sp. 36 PRJEB53466
Lineage: Eukaryota; Metazoa; Nematoda; Chromadorea; Rhabditida; Rhabditidae
Source: the annotation of a GenBank genome assembly